AUGUUUAUUUUAGUUAAUUUUCUAUAUAAAUAGUAUUUUAUUUACUAAGAUUAUCAAUAUAAUUAAUCCUUUAAUAUUAAAUAACUUACUUAUGCAAUUCUAAUAAGAAUAAGUAUUUAAACUAGAUCUAACUAAUCGAAGAUCAUAAUCAAAGGGUAUUUAUAAUCAUGCUUAAAAAUAAACUUAAGGAAACAUUAUUAAUUGAUAAUUAAACAAGGACACUUUAAUAAAAAAAACAAGAAAAUAUUUUUGAUUCAAUCUUAGAGGAUAUAAAUUUAAUUUCAAGAAAUAAACUAUUAGAAAAGAAUAUAUUAACUAAAGGAAUUAGGAUUAAUUAAAUAAUUUGAUUCAACUAUAACCAUUUAAUAAGGGUUUAAGAAAGUAAUUAUAUGUUAUGAAUGAUUAUCAGAAUAAAAGUACAACGAAUGGUUAUUCGAGAUAUUAUGGAGGAUUGUUUUACGAUAGAUGA
Paramecium sonneborni is the source of this 469-nucleotide messenger RNA. NCBI's taxonomy places the organism in Eukaryota, Ciliophora, Oligohymenophorea, Peniculida, Parameciidae. The record is from the annotation of a GenBank genome assembly.